CUCCCAUCCGUGCGGUCAACUGCUCCUGCUGGUUUCUGUUACCGAAGAUUGGGAUAGGUGGGACAUCAAACAAAUCCUAACAAACUCACCGCUACCACCUGUAGUCUUGGCCAUGAGUUUAUCUGCUGCCGGAUUCUCCGUGCCAUGGCCGGUCUUCCUUUUCUCCCCUGCCGAACUCAAGGUCUGCUAUCUCCUGCGCAUCCGGCGGGGAUUCCGGGAGCAACAAGAACACCGCAACAACCGCGAGGAAUCCAUCCUUUCUCCCCCCGUGCUAUAAAAACCGGGCGUCGUGUUUCCCCUGCCCACCAAAACCAAAUCCAGAACUCUCCCUGGGAAUUUGGUGGCCGAUUUGCCACCGCGUGGGUGUGGUGGGGCAUGCGCCGAACGACUUCUGCGUUGGAGCUCCAGCGCCAGGGGGGAAACUGUCGCGCCAUCGCUGGGCCGCGGCUCAGAUUGCUGGGGUGGCCGGAGUCACCGGAUCGGAAUUCAGAACACUAGCGUCGACGACACGGGGCGCUCAAGCGUGAGGACACGUGUCAUCUGAAGAGCAAGUUGGUACCUGGAAUCUCAAGUCCCAGGCAAGUUGUGCCCUUGAUCACUUCUUUUUACCCACUCAUGUUCUAAUUAAUCAUAAUGAUCUGCAUAGGUUAAUUUUGAUGGGACCCAAUAGGUUACCAUAGUUUGAUUAUCUUUAUACCUUGUUUACCACUGAACUUUUUGGGUAGUACUUGCUAGUGCUUUAUGUGGUUUUGGGUAUGAAGAUACAAUAUUCAUGAUCACACUUUUAUUAUCAGUUGUUAUUUACUGUUCAUGAUAAGAUCAUUAUGUUAAUUGGAACAUGGAGCGACCACCCGGGAAAACAGUGCUACCACAAGGGUUUAUGGACGCCCUUGGCUGAUUAAUUAGGAAAGCUAGUGGAAGACUACCUUACCCGAAAGGGGCAAGGGCAGUAGGGGAGUGGUCAGUGUAGGGAGGUCCUUGGGAUGAUUUUGCUGCGAAGGCGGUCAUGCGAGGGAUCCCUGCAUUGGAGCUUCCUAUAAACUGUAGCGGGUUUUCUGAAGCUAGUGGAACUUUGUAAAGGCCUCGUAGUGUUACCCUGCCUCGCCUCCUCAGUAGAGGUGUAUGGGAAGUCGCGAUCCCUUGGCAGAUGGGUAACAUGACUUGUGGGUAAAGAUGCGCAACCUCUGCAGAGUGUAAAACUGGUAUACUAGCCGUGCUCACGGUCAUGAGCAGCUCGGACCCUCACAUGAUUAAAUUAUGGAACUUAAAUUCAAUUUGUCAUAUGCAUUGCAUUGCAGGUGAUGUUGUUACUUUGUUCUACUACUUAAUUGGGUUGGUAUUUACUUAUACUUAGUAACUGCUAAUAAAAUUUUGACCAACUUUAAAAGCAAUGCUCAGCUCUAACCAUCCUCUUUGGUAAGCCUUACACUUCACGUGAGCUCCCACCUUUGGCGAGUUCAUGCACAAAAUUCAUACUUGUUGAGCGAUGAACGUAUGUGAGCUCUAACUUGUUGAGCGAUGAACGUAUGUGAGCUCACUCUUGCUGUCUCACACCCCCCCCCCACACAGGUCAAGAACAGGUACCACAGAAUGAGGCGCAUGGAGGAUGCUGCGACGUGUUCGUGAGAGGUCUAGGACGUCGUCUCCCAGUCAACUUUGGGUUGCUGGACAGUUGUCUCCUUAUAAUGUAAUUAUUUAUUUUGUAUAGAACUCCUGUUAUAUAGUAAAGAUGUGACAUUCGAUCCUGUGCCAUGAUUC
Messenger RNA from Zea mays, 1758 nucleotides. RefSeq lists its product as uncharacterized. Lineage: Eukaryota; Viridiplantae; Streptophyta; Magnoliopsida; Poales; Poaceae. The record is from RefSeq and is marked predicted.